Messenger RNA from Varanus komodoensis (Komodo dragon), 7086 nucleotides. RefSeq names its product valosin containing protein interacting protein 1 (gene VCPIP1). Gene Ontology annotation, molecular function: cysteine-type deubiquitinase activity. NCBI's taxonomy places the organism in Eukaryota, Metazoa, Chordata, Lepidosauria, Squamata, Varanidae. The coding region runs from base 254 to 3898 and encodes 1214 amino acids. The record is from RefSeq and is a predicted model, not a curated record. The transcript is spliced from 3 exons. Gene Ontology annotation, biological process: protein K11-linked deubiquitination; protein K48-linked deubiquitination; Golgi reassembly.
AAGGCCGUUACGUUGUGGGCAACGGCCAGGGCAGUGAAGAGGUAGUUGGUGGUGGUGCCGGAGGUUUCUCUGUCUGCUGUUUUGGUACUCCGCGACCGGGGAAAGGGCAGGUUGUGUCAGGCGCCGUCCGUUACGGUGAGGGAGGAGAAGAUGAACCUGUGAGGGAAGGGAGAAGACAAGCAAGUGGGGAAGGAGACCGGCCGCGGGCGGGCGGGCGGGCGGGCAAGAGAGGAGAAGGCGGAGGCGCGGAGCGAUGUCUCAGCCGCCUCAGCAACAUCCGCCUCAGCAGGAGCAGCAGCCGGUUGCAGCCCCGAUCUCGAAGAAGAGGGACCGGCGUAUUUUCUCGGGCACUUGCCCGGAUCCCAAGUGCCAGGCGCGUUUAUUCUUCCCUGCGCACGGGCCUCUGAGCGGCGGGAGCAUCGAGUGCACGGAUUGCGGGCAGCGCCAUGAGCAGCGGCAACUGCAGGGGGUGGAGGAGGUGACGGACCCGGACUUGGUGCUGCACAACUUGCUCCGGAACGCCCUGCUGGGGGUGAGUGGGGCUGGCCCCCCAAGGAAGAACACGGAGCUGGUUAAAGUCAUGGGCCUGUCCAACUACCACUGCAAGCUACUGUCUCCGAUCCUGGCCCGCUAUGGCAUGGACAAACAAACGGGCAAGGCCAAGCUUCUGACUGAGAUGAACCAAGGAGAUGUCUUUGACUGUGCUCUUCUUGGGGAUCGUGCCUUCCUUAUUGAGCCUGAGCAUGUUGACACAGUAGGUUAUGGCAAAGAUCGUUCGGGUAGCCUCAUCUACUUGCAUGACACUUUGGAGGAUAUCAAGAAGGCCAACAACAGCCAAGAGUGCCUCAUUCCAGUCCAUGUGGAUGGUGAUGGCCAUUGCUUGGUCCAUGCAAUUUCUCGGGCACUGGUGGGCAGGGAGCUGUUCUGGCAUGCCUUGCGGGAGAACCUCAAGAAGCACUUUAUGGAGAAUCUCACCCACUACAAAGCCCUUUUUCAUGACUUCAUUGAUGCAGCGGAAUGGGAAGACAUAAUCAAUGAAUGUGACCCUUUGUUUGUUCCUCCAGAGGGUGUACCAAUGGGCCUUCGAAACAUCCACAUCUUUGGAUUGGCCAAUGUGCUGCACCGGCCUAUCAUCCUCUUGGAUUCCCUGAGUGGAAUGCGUAGUUCAGGAGACUACUCUGCCACUUUCCUUCCUGGCUUGGUACCACAAGAAAAAUGCAUGGGAAAAGAUGGCAUGUUGAACAAACCUAUUUGUAUUGCUUGGAGUAGUUCUGGACGUAACCAUUAUAUUCCUCUGGUUGGAAUAAAAGGUGCUGCUCUGCCUAAAUUGCCUAUGAAAUUACUUCCUAAAGCUUGGGGAGUACCUCAGGAUCUUAUUAAAAAGUAUAUCAAAUUGGAAGAGGAUGGUGGUUGUGUGAUAGGAGGGGACAGAAGUUUACAAGACAAGUACCUGAUGAGGUUAGUUGCUGCCAUGGAGGAGGUUUUUAUGGACAAGCAUGGUAUUCAUCCCAGUCUAGUAGCUGAUGUACAUCAAUAUUUCUAUAGACGGACUGGUGUUAUAGGAGUUCAGCCUGAAGAUGUCACAGCAGCUGCUAAAAAGGCAGUGGUGGACAACCGCCUUCACAAAUGUCUCAUAUGUGGUGCCCUUUCAGAACUUCAUGUUCCUCCAGAGUGGUUAGCUCCAGGAGGGAAACUGUACAAUCUGGCAAAAACUACCCAUGGCCAACUAAGACCUGAUAAAAACUAUAGUUUCCCCCUUAACAGCUUAGUAUGCUCCUAUAACCCUGUGAAGGAUGUGCUUGUGCCAGACUACAGUUUGAGUAGUUUGACUGCAUGCAAUUGGUGCCAUGGCACAUUAGUGCGUCGUGUCAGAAAUGAUGGCUCUGUUGUAUAUUUGGAUGGGGACAGAACUAAUACCAGAUCCACAGGUGGCAAAUGUGGUUGUGGAUUCAAGCAUUAUUGGGAAGGUAAAGAAUAUGACAAUCUCCCUGAAGCUUUUCCUAUUACUUUAGAAUGGGGUGGGAGAGUGGUGAGAGAGACAGUGUACUGGUUCCAGUAUGAAAGUGAUCCAUCUCUGAACAGCAAUGUUUAUGAUGUUGCUAUGAAACUUGUCACUAAACAUUUUCCUGGAGAAUUUGGUAGUGAGAUUCUUGUCCAGAAAGUUGUCAAUACAAUUUUGCAUCAAACAGCCAAGAAGAACCCUGAUGACUACACCCCUGUAAAUAUUGAUGGUGCUCAUGCCCGAAGAGCUGAUGACGUACAACAAGGACAAGACUUGGAAUUUCAACUUCCAACCAAAAUAAUUCUUACUGGGCAAAAAACAAAAACAUUGCACAAAGAAGAGCUGAACAUGAGUAAAACUGAAAGAACUAUUCAGCAAAAUAUUGUAGAGCAUGCACCUGUAAUGCAGAAACGAAAAACUGAAAAAUUGAAGCAAGUGCAAAAAGGAUCAACUAGAACUGCUUCCCCUGGUGCUGUUUCUGAGGGGACAUCCUCUGCACCAGCUACCCCUACCAAGACUCCCUAUUCCCCAACAUCUGCAAAAGAAAAGAAAAUACGCAUAACGACAAAUGAUGGCCGACAGGCCAUGCUUACCUUGAAGUCCUCAACCACGUUUCUAGAAUUACAAGAAAGUAUAGCCAGAGAGUUGCAUAUUCCUCCUCAGUUGCAAAGUAUUCGCUUUGGCUUUCCUCCAAAAGAACUUGCGCCACCGAAAGAAGGGCAUGAAAAUGAACCUGUUCCUUUGCUCCAUGGAGAUAAAGUAACUGUAGAGAUCCUCAAAGGGAAGGAGGAUAGUAGCCAGACUUCUUCAUUGCACUCAGCCCAUGUUGUAAAACAUGAUGAUGUUGCAGUUACUAGUAAAAUCUCUUCUAAGGAACUCCAAGAGCAAAUUGACAAGGAAAUGUACUCGUUGUGUCUUCUAGCAACAUUUAUGGGAGAAGAUGUGUGGUCUUAUGCAAAGGGACUUCCUCACUUGUUCCAGCAGGGUGGUGUGUUCUACAAUAUAAUGAAGAAAACAAUGGGUCUGGCUGAUGGUGAACACUGUACAUUUCCACACUUGCCUGGUAAGACCUUUGUAUACAAUGCAGCAGAAGACAGACUGGAACUUUGUGUGGAUGCUGCUGGGCAUUUCCCUGUGGGUUCAGAUGUUGAAGACCUGGUUAAGGAGGCAUUAAACCAAGUGCGAGCAGAGGCUUCUUCAAGAAGCAGGGAAGCAAGUCCUUCACAUGGACUCCUAAAAUUAGGUAGUGGUGGUGUAGUUAAAAAGAAGUCAGAGCAACUUCACAAUAUAACUGUGUUUCAAGGAAAAGGCCAUUCUUUAGGGACUGCAGCUGGAAGUCAGCAGCUUCAUCAAAGAGCUAGGGAAGUCCCUCUUACAAGAAAACAAAGCACAGGCACAGACUUUAGUCCCAGUUCUGCUAAAUCUGAGCCUUCUGUGUACACAAGUGAUUCUGGAAACAGUGAGCUUAUACGGAUAGCUCCUGGAGUAGGAACAAUGAGAGAUAGCAGGCAGCUUGAUCCUAAUUUGAUUGAGGCACAGCGAAAAAAAUUGCAGGAAAUGGUUUCUUCAAUUCAAGCUUCAAUGGACAGACACCUGCGGGAUCAGAAUACUGAGCAGUUGGCAGCAAAUGAUUUCUCUCAAAGGAAAUUGGAUGUAGCAAGUUCAUCCAUUAAAACAAGGAGCCCUCAGACUGGUUUGUCUGAAUCAUUUACUUUAUCAAGUGGUAGUGGACAUCUGAAUACAGAAACAACUGAUAGUAACAUGUCAAAUGCAGUGGGAACAGCUUUCUCCACAAGAUCAAAAGUGCAAAAAGGAAAUUCUGUUGAAGAACCAGAAGACAUGGAUAGUCAAGAUGCAGAGAUCACUAAUACAACUGAGCCAAUGGAUCAUUCAUGAAUAUUAACAGCAGAUAAAGAUACAAGAGAUUAUUGUGCAAAUGUAAUGUUUGUUGGCUGGGCCACAUAAAUUUAGUCCUUGAAUCUUGUAUGUUUCAAAGAUUAUAUCUUACUCAUUGCAUGAUAACAAGUGUGUGAUAGACAAUAGCUUUUAAUAUGCCAUUCUGCUGCCCAGGUUAGCUCUCAGUUACCUGUAAAUUAGUUAUUAGGAUAUGCACUGAGAUGAAUAUCUGCUGUAGAGGUGGGUUUUUGUGAGGGUGGGGGUGGGGGUGGAGGAGUAAUUUGAAUUCCAUUAAGUCUUAAUCUUCCAGACCAUGUGAAAACAUCACGUUUUUCAGAUUAAUAUGCGAAGAUUAAACCUGACAAAUACAGUGUGUUUUGCCAGGUAUUGUUCCACUCAGAAUUAAAGCAUUCAGAGACAUUCCCUAAUACUUGAAGACUCGUAUUCAUUUAGAUUUGCAGGUUUCUCAAAAUACCCAAGUAUAUUUUCUGAGAUCUCUUUAAAGUUAUAAACUUAAGGGAAUGGCAGGAGAAUGAGCUAUACACUAUAAGAUGAAGUUAAUGCAGGGUGAUGUAGUCAUGCAUGGCAGUCUCAGCCAGCACAGCUUUUUCAUUGCUCAAUUGGCAAGUGGUUGGGUGCAUGUUAAGUUUUCAACUGGUAUGGUACCAUGGUGUACUUUUACAUUGCCAAGACAGUAGUAGACAAGUAUUUUAAGGAGCUACAGCAGAUUAAUAAAUUGUUUUUGUGCUGGAAGAUUUUGAUAAGUAAUUGUUGGUCAUCUGUGCUGGCUGUAAACAUUUUCUGAGCAUGGUGAAUUAAUGGAAGUUUCAUCAGAGGCUUCUCAGUGGCAUAAAGUUCCUUUUAAAUUCCAUGGAAAUGAGAAAUAACUAGUGUUCAAGGUGCCACUUUGAUUAAACCAUCAUCCACUUAAGCAGGAUGUUCAUCAGUUCUUCAGUGCUAAUUUUUAAGAAGCAGCCAUUGUGUUUACUCCAGAUACAGAUAGAAUGUUUAUCUUGAUACUAAUGUUGCACUUUUGCCUCUUUGCAUAUUUUAUGUGCAUUAUUACUGCUUCAUCUGAUAAAUAAACUUGAAAGGGUGAAAGAUUUACAUUACAGAAGAAAUAUAGAAUAGAAUAUUCAAGCACUUAGUUUUUGGAGCAGUGUUUGCCUGGACAUGAAUUUUACCUGGUCCACAAAUACAAGUUUGUUGUAUUAAUGUUUGUAUUCAAAAACAUGCUUACACUUUCUGCACUUAUAAUCAUUCAAGAAAACUCCAAGCAAUGCUACAAUUGAAUAUCCCAAUUAAGGGAAGCUUUAUUUUUUUACACAGGUAAUUAACUGAAGGUACAGCUGCUUCAGUUCAUUCAAGUAUAUUAAUCCAUUUGAACACUGUUUUUGUUUCUCUCAUACAGGGAACACAUUUUAUCAUUUAGUACACAGCUUAUAUAUAAAACAUACAAAAAUACUUUCAUGAAUAAAUUAGUUUAAAUACACAAUCUUGCUAUUUUUGUUGUUUAAUUUGAUCAAACAUGGGUUACAUAUGAUUUUUUAGACUUGAUCACACUGAGAACACGGUGCUUGCUGCUCUGUACAGAAAGCCACUGUAACUUCUAGUAAAUACACAACUAAGUUUAUGGUCAUUACCCAAAGAAGCUGUUGAUGCAUCCAUAAAGGAUUGUGCUUGGCUAGGAGAACUUUUUGGCACAGGAAUACUUUUGUCAGAUUUCAUACCUAGCUUGUAAUAUGGUUGGUGUGAUGAAAGUGGCUGUGUUUUCUCUGACAGAGGCAUUUGCAGUGGAUAUCUAAAUUAUUUUGAAAACUGGUUUAACUACUGUAGCUUCCAUUAAAUAACUCUCAAAAUAGCAGUACUAUAGGUAUGAGGUAAAUUCUUUAUUGUUGACUUAUAGCAACUUCACAGAACUACAAUUGCCAAAAUUCUUCUGUGGAGAACCAAGGCAUUUUAGAGCUGGCUUAAACUUUUAUCAUGAAUAUACUGCCUGAUGGCAGCAUUUUAUAACAAAAAUAUGAUAGUGGUUCUGUGUACUAUAGAAAAAAGGGUAUCAAUAUAAUCUACUCAAGAUUCUCACAUACAUCAGCAAGAACUGUGAAGCUGGAGCAUUAUGGAUGAAUAAUUUAAGCUGGUUUUCUUGACUAGUAGCUUAUACUUUUCCUCUCUCUUGUAGAACUUUGCCUGCAUGAUGUUUUGAGCCUUUUCUCCUAGCCAGGAAACUACAGUACCAGUUAUUUCACUUUUGUAUCCUCUCUUUUGCAUGUUUUAACAUGUGCAAAAGAGAGGAUACAAAAGUGAAAGACUUUCACAGUGCUUAUUUCUGAAAUGAAAAUAUUCUAUGCUUAGAAGAUGUAUGAAAAUCUUGUUUUUGUGAGUGUUUGGGAAAAGUUGAAUCUAAAAUCUAAAGUUAAAUAUUUUAUGAUUGUGCACUCAGUAUGUAGCUGAUCCCCAUCAAAGUUUUGAGACUGAAAUCCACAAAUAAAUGCUGAUUUCCUAUUGACCUCAAUAGCAUUUACUUGCAAUUUAGUUGCUGAAUUUAGUUCGGUUAAGCACUGAUUGCAAGAUUGCCACUUUAUUGAGAGUCCUAUUUAGUAAAUUUAUGAAAAAUGUUUAACCUGGUUAGCAGAGUAUUAAGAAUUUCUGGAGUGUCUUUCCUUUGUCUAUUAUUUGCUAGUCAUGUGUGCACGCACAUGCAUGCACACAUUUAGUUUAAUCACUGAAGCCCAUGAUUUAUCAAAUCAAAGACUGUUUAUGAAAUUAAAGACAAACAUGCUUGACCUUGAACAGCAAAGCCAUUUCUUGUAUAUAUAGUAAAAUGAAUGGGAAAGAGGUCUUCCAUAGUAGCAGCUUUUGAUAUACCAGUUUGCUGAGGAGAUCUCAGAUCCUGUAGAAUCAGAGGAGAAAACAAUUUAAAGUGCAUUUUAGAAAUUGUUUAAAUAAAGCAUUCUCUUGGCUUUCCAUUUAGAUCUAAAAGUGUUUUACGGUAGAUGAUGUACCCUGAUUACAGUACUGUCCUUUUUUAAAAAUCUGGAAAUUCAACUUCAUUACAAUUUUUGAAAACAAACUUAUAGUUGUUCCACAGCUAUAAAAUGGCUCACUCAUUCAAUUUAACUUUUGAAUGUCUGUUCCUUUUACUACACAGAUACAAAAUAAAGUGACAACGUUUAUGUUUUUUUUUU